Molecule: messenger RNA, 1355 nt
Organism: Ruditapes philippinarum (Manila clam)
Lineage: Eukaryota; Metazoa; Mollusca; Bivalvia; Venerida; Veneridae
Exons: 5
Source: RefSeq, a predicted model, not a curated record
ACCUCUAAAAUUAUAAAAAAAAGUAUCAUAAACCAUGCACUUUGGGUGAACUUUAAUGAAAUUUACAUAAAUUUGACUCAUUAAGAUAAAUACACCUUAUUGACAUAUUAUUGAAAUGUCUUUUACUUAUUCAACUUCUAUAUCAUACAAUAUUCACAUAUCAUUUAUAAAAAGCUAGAAUGUUUAUAAAAUAUAUAAAUAUCAUGAGAUAAUGAAUCAAUAAGGUUUUGUGCUUUAUCAUAAACAGUUUGUCCAAAGUAGAUAAAAUCUGCUCUAUUUUUGCUUAUGAGAAUGAAAUGAAGAUGUGGAAGUUACUUUAAUUUAUUAAGUAUCUGUAAUUCAUUACUUUUAGGAAUUUCGGAUUUUUCCUGAAAGUGUAUUAACAAAAGAUCAGACAAUAACUUUUCCUAGACCAAUCAAAGCAAGAUACGUAAAAUUAAAUGAAUCACUUGCAAAUCCAACACUUAAACGACGACGCUUAGAUUUUAUGGUUUACGGUUGUAACUUGAAAAGUAUCAUUGACCUUACCAGCAACAGUUUAUCUGAAAUGCUACCUCUAGAUCAAGAAUUGCGAUCCGGAAACUCAUCAUUCAUUAGAAAUACAAGUGUUGAGGAAUGUAAACAUCUUUGUAAAUCUAAAAAUGGCUGUAGUGUUGUCAGUCACAAUGAACAGAACAUUUGUUAUCACUAUAUGGGUAGUGAACUUGGGAUUUGGAAAAAUACUAAGAUUACAAACGGCAGUCAAUGGUUUGCUAAGCUACAAAACAAUGUAUCUAUGGUAUCCUUUCCGAGGGCUUACCAGAAAGAAUCGUUUUUUAGAACCGUACAGUACAUAGAUGGCGUCUCUAUAAUUACAUCACUCAGUUACCCACUGACGGCAAUUUUAGACAAUGAUAUUUUAUGGAUAGUAAAUUUUGCACAAGGACGGUUUGCCAAAUUUGUAUUCACAAAUGUUUCACUAUCUGAGUGUAAACUCAUUGUUAAAACAUCGAAAGAUGGUAACAAAGGAUUUAGCAUUGACGCGUGGUACAACGAAAAGGUAUUUGUACUAGAAACAGAUAAAAACCUGUUGUUCUUAUCAGCAAUGCCAAACACGGCAAGAUUGCCACCAAAGAUAAAAUUCCGGGCAAUUGUUACAACUGCGGACACUCCACCCUGUUUUUCACUACAUUCAAAUGGACUGUCCAAUAUUAGACAAGAACUGUGCAAUAAACCAAGUAUGUUUCUUGUAUCCCUUUCUUAUUUGAAUCACCCAUUCAAGUGGGAAGAGUUUGAAAUUCAAGCCGGAAAACAUCAAAGCAUCGUCAUCACCUUCAUUGAUGUCUGCAUAGCAUGUUUUAGAUAUAUAGGCUUAG